UUUGUUCGCUAGCAAAAAUCAGUCCAUUAUAUCCGGAGGCAGAUAAACUCGAAUUUUAAUAUUACAAGAUGAUGACGGAAUAUAAUCGGCACUUUGAGAAAAUAUUAGACUUUCUUGGUAUCUAUCAAGAAUUGAUGGAUUGUCAUCUGGUUGAUUUUAUUACGGAAGGAUUGUGGGACAAGUGCUUGCCAGAGAAACUUAGAUCUGAGCUUGAAAAUAUUGAUAAUGACAAUAUCUGGGCAGAGAACAAUGCAGACACGGAAUUAAAUAAUUUUAUACAGUUAACAAGAUCACUUUCCUUAGAAUCAUGCUCAGCUGUUGUGUGCGUGGAUGAUUUACCAAAACUGUUACCACAAUUCUUCAAGGAACGAUCAAUCGAGAACAGAUUCAUUCGUUCCAAGUCCGAGUUCAUGAAUAUCAAGAAGUCAUACGAAAUUGAAAUACUUGGAAAAGUUAUUGCCCAAACGACACUUUCCACUCAUAGCUUAGUAAUAGACGCCGGAGCUGGGAAAGCUUAUUUGUCGACAUAUUUAUCGGAGCAUUUUGAUAUUCCUGUAUUGGCAAUUGAUUCGUCGUCAGUUUGUUAUGAAAGUGCGAUAAAUCGUCAAGAAAAAAUUCAGAAAAGGAAACGAUCGCUAACAAAGGUUCAAUAUAUAGUUCAAAAGUUAGACGACACGACUAAUUACAACGAAAUGGUGAAUACAUGUUAUCCUGAUUGGGGCAUAAACAGAAAUCUCAUUUUGACAGGAUUACAUACUUGCGGAAUGCUUGUGCAUUCUGUAAUUAAAGCUUUCUUACAUACGAAGGAUAUUAAUUUGCUUCUCGUAGUUCCAUGCUGUUACCAUUUAGCGGAUGAAACAUUGAGCGGAUGUUGGAAUUUUAGUAAAAAUGCCAGAAUGUUGGCUCAACAAUCUAUUGAAAGGAGUAGACAUAAUAAGGAUCUUUCACCUUCGUUAUUUUAUAGAGCUGUACUGCAAGUUAUUCUACAUUCUAUGGGAUAUUACAAUGCUAAAAUAGGUCGUGGGGGACCAUUGAAUAACUUCGCGGAUUACGCAAAAUAUGCGCUGUCCAAAAUUGGACUUGACAAGGAGCAGAUACCGUCCACUUAUGCGUUGCAGAAAAUAUAUCAGAAUCAUAUACAUUUCAAAUUACGAUUGCGUCUCUUUCAGAUGCUAAGAAUAUAUAUGAGCUCAGUAAUAGAAGCUGCAAUCAUGUUAGACAGAAUAAUAUUUCUACAAAAUAAUAUUCAGUGUUCCAAAGUUGCUGUAAUACGUUUAUUUAAUCCAACACUUUCUCCCAGAUGUUAUGGAAUAAUUGCAACGAAAUUAAUACAAUAAAUGUGAAAAUAAUGUUAAAGAUAUAGAAAAGCAGAAAAAAGAAAAUAAAAGAUUUAA
Pogonomyrmex barbatus (red harvester ant) is the source of this 1394-nucleotide messenger RNA. Its product is annotated as putative methyltransferase-like protein 25. NCBI's taxonomy places the organism in Eukaryota, Metazoa, Arthropoda, Insecta, Hymenoptera, Formicidae. The record is from RefSeq and is a predicted model, not a curated record.